UUUUUUUAUAAGUAGUUCUGGAGACUCCCUCAGUUAUCUGAAGCUGUAUAUCCACGGGACUAUUUUCCUCUACUUCAUGUUGAUAGGUCGCUAGACUCUGGAAAGCUCCUCUGGCUGUUUGACUAACUGAAGAUUUUAAGUGCCAAGGUGAUAGCAAUGAAUAGUGUGAAGGCAAAUACGCUGGCGCAUUUAUACAAGCAGCUGAAAACUAUCUGGAGUCCCCCGUCAGUGCCAGCACGACUCUGCAGCCUGGCCGCCUGCACUCGUAAAAACAGGAAUGAGGCAUUGCAUCCACUUUGGCAGAGUCCACUUACAAUUCCUGGGGGCACCCGACAGUCUCCUAUCAAUAUCCAGUGGAGAGACAGUGUUUAUGACCCUUUUCUGAAGCCUCUGAAAAUCAGCUAUGACCCAACAACGUGUCUUCACAUCUGGAACAAUGGAUAUUCGUUCCUGGUUGAGUUUGAUGAUUCAACUGAUAGAUCAAUAAUCGUUGGAGGUCCCUUGGAAAACCAAUACAGGCUAAAGCAGUUCCAUUUCCAUUGGGGAGCUAUAAAUGAGUGGGGUUCAGAACACACAGUUGACAGUAAAUUUUACCCAGCAGAGUUGCAUUUGGUACACUGGAAUGCAGUUGUGUACCCAACUUUUGAAGAAGCUGUGAUGGAAGGUAACGGCUUGGCUGUUAUUGGCGUGUUUUUAAAGCUAGGAGCACAUCAUGAAGGGCUGCAGACACUGGUUGAUGCCUUACCAGCAGUUAAACACAAGGACACUGUUAUCGAGUUUGAUGUCUUUGAUCCUUCCUGUUUGAUACCUUCAUGCCCUGAUUAUUGGACCUAUGCAGGCUCUUUGACUACUCCCCCACUUACCGAAUCGGUCACAUGGAUUAUUAAGAAGAAGCCUAUAGAGGUUGAUGAGAAUCAGCUGGAGGCAUUUCGGAUGCUGCUCUUUACUUCAGAUGGUGAAGAAGAAAAGAGAAUGGUAGACAACUUUCGCCCUCUUCAGCCAUUAAUGAACAGAACCGUCCGUUCAUCCUUCCAAAGCAGGCAUCUCUUGAAUACUGAAGUACAGCCCAAGGACCAUGCUGAGCAGAUCAGGCCAUAGAUGAUCCGUGAAAUGUCAGUCCGGACUGCAACGUUAUUUUUUUAAUUAUUUUUCCUUUUUCUGCAGUGUGUGUAUGCCGUUCCAUUUCACAGCCAGGCAGUUUCAGUUCUGCUAAGCGAUGUUUGACCUCCAGUAGAGAAGCUAUGGGUUUUUUUAGUUUGCUUUUUUAAGUAGUAAAUAAUAUUAAUCCUUAACAAAUCGACUUGUUUUAAAGCAGGGAUCAAUAAGGAAUUAUUUUGACAGUUAAAGGAAAAAUAAGGGCAGGUGACCUCUUCUCCUGCUUCUUUUCUGAAUUGUUCAGUGUCUCUUCAAAUGCUCUUUCAGUGACUGGCAUGAAUUGAUAAUCCCAACGAAAAACAUGUUAGCAAGCAGGAAGUGUGAUGAAGUGAAAAGUACUAAUUGGGUCCUUUUGUGUAAUUGUUUCAGAGGUUUGGAAAGAGAACUAGAGAAUCUAGUCACAUAUAGAGAGACAUUUUUAUCUUCAUCCUUUUUCCUUGGUGCUUAGGAUGACAAGAGGAGAAGGGAAAAAAUAGCUUAUAGAAUCUCCCCUCUUUCCAUUCUAUUGACUGUCUGAUCCACGUUUGAUAUGGAUGCCACAAAAUGUCCACUUUCUCUACACCACAAGCCAGAAUACUUUUUCUAAAACCUUAUAACAAAUGUAGAAGCUUUUAGCUUUGGCAGCAUUUACUUUUCUGUAUUAAUAAUGUACCAGGAGGAGAGAGCAGAAGAGAAUUCACCAAUAUCUCAAGAUUGGCAAGAGCAGCAAAUUAGGCGAAAAUGUCCAAUUGAUCCCGCGAAACUGAUCACAUCAAAGGAAAGCAAAAUUAGAUAAGCCCCAGCUGACCCUCCCAAUGGGAGCUGGGGGCGGAGGAGGGGAACUCAAACAAUUUCUGAAAGCUGAUCCAGUGCUAGGAGACUAUGGACAAAACGCAGCAUUCAGUAACUCACGGAGCACCAGUGCACUCUCUUCAAAGUUUUGUCUGAAGAUCUACUUUUCUUAUGAAAAGAGUUAUCUAGCUUUAGGACAACUGGAGACCAGAUUGUAUUUAUAGCACCUUAUGGUAAUGAAGUUAAGUGGUGGUUGAAAUUUAUUUGUGGACCAGAUGAAAUGGUUGUGUAAAGUGCCAGCUCUGGAGCCUUAUCCUAGACUUACGGUCCAACUGCCACAAGUAUCUUCUACCUCUGAAGCAUACUACUGCCAUAAUUUUCUCUCGAGCACCUUUCUCACUGGCUUUUUAUGCUGUACUAUAUUUAACAGUGUGCCUGUGCAUGAAAUUCAUGUACCGAAUGUAUGGUCAGAUUUUCUGAUGAGGAGCAGGUCUGUCUGUAAACCCAUGACAUGAUCUUGAUUGAUUGUAUUUGAGGAGUCGUCUCGGAGAAGAGAUGUUACUUGGUCUGCUUCUGCCAGUAAGCAAAGUCCUGGUUGCUGGUAUAGUUCAGCACAAGUAAUGCCAGGACACUGGCUUGUCAACGCUAAAUUCAGAACUUUAGAAUUGAUACUUUUUUUUUUUUCCAAGUCCAAGCGUUCAGUUGAAAAGCACUUUAACACUUUUUAAUGUGACUCUGAUGAUUUUAAGGCUUUUGAAUUUUUUGGUUUAACCAAUUAAGUGCCCAGGUCAUGCCUUCUCUUCCUUAAUAGCUCUACCUCAGGCUGUUGUUACGUUGCAACAGUUGUGCCUUUCUCCUUUGCCAAUUUGAAAUGUGGCCACAUAACUUUAGAGUGUCUCUACGUGAUAAGUGUAAGAAAAUCUCUCUCCUAUCCCAGUGUAGUAUACUUAUUUUUACUAUAUAGUAUAUUUAACAUGGCAGUAUAUGUCUUCAGUUUCAUUACCUCUCACAAGCCUUUACUGCUUGGUUGAACCUUACCAUCUUGGCUGAACUCUGUAGAACUCUAUCAUCUAUACCAACUUGGUUGAAUUUUACCAUCUCAGUUGAACUAUACAGUCUUUGGUACCAUCACACAGAUUUUUAUUUUUUUUUUAUUAUGUUCCUGGUCCGCAGAAUCUAUGCGGAUAUAAAAUUAAUCAGUUUUAGCACUGAUCACUUCAAAUAUCUGGAAACAGGGACAACACAGAGAGGAUUAGCUCUACUGUGCUACAAAAAUAAGUUUUACAGGGAUUUUCUGUUACAGUUAUUUUGCUGGGUUUUGUGUCUUGCAUUUACAUGUUAGUGUUCUAGCAUCUCUGGUUAAGAUAGGCAGUAUCUCAGUUGCAGGGCGGAUUGUUGUUGAAAUUAGCAGUUUAGAAAUGAACAGAAAGGUUUUGGGGGGAGCUUUUUUAAC
Molecule: messenger RNA, 3379 nt
Organism: Chroicocephalus ridibundus (black-headed gull)
Lineage: Eukaryota; Metazoa; Chordata; Aves; Charadriiformes; Laridae
Gene: CA5A
Product: carbonic anhydrase 5A
Exons: 7
Coding region: 157-1098 (313 amino acids)
Cellular component (GO): mitochondrion
Molecular function (GO): carbonate dehydratase activity; zinc ion binding
Source: RefSeq, a predicted model, not a curated record